Naumovozyma castellii is the source of this 1755-nucleotide messenger RNA. RefSeq names its product Tpn1p (gene TPN1). The coding region runs from base 1 to 1755 and encodes 584 amino acids. The record is from RefSeq and is a predicted model, not a curated record. Lineage: Eukaryota; Fungi; Ascomycota; Saccharomycetes; Saccharomycetales; Saccharomycetaceae. The transcript has a single exon.
AUGCUGAAACCGACAAUAGAAAAGAUAGAGGUAGCUGAAACAGAAUUUACGACAGUAAAAAAGUCGCCGUCAUAUCUACGAAGAUUGUUACACACAGCAAAUUUACUAUCUAAGAAAUUGGACUCCCUGGGAGUGGAAGCUACAGGUAUUGAGCGUAUAUCUCCCUAUGAGAGAGGUUCAAAGAGAAAGCAGUUCAUUCAUGUUGCUGGAUAUUGGUUAGCUGCAACUGGUUCCCUUUCAUCGAUGUCUUCAUUCCUUCUGGGGCCCUUAUUAUUUGGUUUAACAUUUAAUGAGAGUAUGGUAUCCGGGAUAGUAUCCAUGGCCAUUGGUUGUCUUGUUGCAGCAUAUUGUUCCAUUAUGGGUCCACAAUCUGGUUGUAGACAAAUGGUCACUGCUAGAUAUCUAUUUGGUUGGUGGUUUGUUAAAUUUGUUGCUCUGGCAGCUAUUAUUGGUGUGAUGGGUUGGUCCGUAGUUAAUUCAGUCGUUGGUGGUGAAAUGUUAGCAUCCAUCUCCAAUGAUAAAGUUCCAUUAUGGGUCGGUGUUUUGAUCGUCACCCUUUUUUCGUUUUUAGUUGCUGUGUUCGGUAUUAAGCAGGUCUUGAAGGUGGAAACUUAUCUAUCGAUUCCUGUUUGGCUAAUGUUUAUUCUACUUUACAUUUCUUCAAGUGACAAGUAUCAUUAUAUUGACGAUUUUAAGAGUCCCAUUCCUGAUCGUCUAACCUUAAAGGGUAAUUGGUUAAGUUUUUUUUCGUUAUGUUACAGUAUUACAGCUACCUGGGGAUCUAUUACGGCUGAUUAUUAUAUUUUGUUUCCUGAAGACACAUCUAAGUUCCAAGUGUUCAUGUUGACAUUUCUAGGAACUGUGGUACCUACCUUAUUUGUUGGUGUAUUAGGUCUUUGUCUAUCUACGGUAGCUGCCACAUAUGAACCAUGGAACGACGACUACAACAAAUAUGGUAUGGGUGGAUUAUUACAUGCCGGAUUUAAACGUUGGAAUGGAUUUGGUAAAUUUUGUGUAGUGGUUUUACUUCUAAGUUUAAUCUCCAAUAAUAUUAUUAAUACGUAUUCCGCAGCGUUUUCGGUACAACUUGCUAGUGUUAAAGCAGCCAAGGUACCGCGUUGGUUUUGGUCCAUCGUUUGUAUGAUUAUCUGCCUGGUUUGUGCAUUGGUAGGUCGUAACCAUUUCAGUACCAUUUUGGGUAACUUUCUACCUAUGAUUGGGUAUUGGAUUAGUAUGUAUUUCAUACUGUUAUUAGAAGAGAAUGUUAUUUUCAGAGAGUAUUUCCAUCAUUUAUACUAUAAGGAAUUCCCAGAAUUUGAUAAGAGCAAAUCUGGAUCUGACACCACUGAGGGUGAGGAAGAAGAGGAGUUCGAACCGCUAGAGCCUGUGGUAGGAAACUCAACAGCAUUGCAGAAUAAUUUUGAGAAUAAUAAGGAUAAGACUGAUAGUACAAAAGAGGCUACAAUUACAAACAUUCACCUAUUAAAAAGGAGGCAUUUAGCUACUAGUCAUAAAUACAAUUGGAACAAAUGGGAUGAUCCAGAAGUACUGACACAUGGAUACGCCGCAACAUUUGCAUUUCUUUGUGGUGUUGCCGGUGUUGUCGUUGGUAUGGCACAAGCAUAUUGGAUUGGACCCCUUGCAAGAAAAUUUGGUGAGACCGGUGGAGAUAUUGCUAUGUGGUUAAGUAUGGCAUUUUCAGGGUUGGUAUACCCUCCAUUAAGAUAUUGGGAAUUACGUAGAUAUGGCCGCUAG